GGGCAUAUAUGGGUACCAGAUCGAAUGGGUACACCUGCUAAAAUUUUAUUGAUACCGUUCAGCGUUCUUUGGAGCGGAAUGAAAGAUCGAUCAUCCAGCGUGUCUAUCUCGCCAAGGUGGAACUCUGAGCAACCCAGUCGAAGCUGAUCCCGAGCCGAAGUGAAAAAAGAACAAGUUGAGUUCUUCUCGUCGCGACGAAACGUCUCCGGGAGGAUCGAUUUAAAGUACAAACGAGAGAAGAAAAAUCUGGAAGAGGGGAAAAAGCUGAAAACCUAGACAAGCAAGACGUCUGCGAGAGGAUAGUGAUGUCCGCCCUCCGCUACCACAACAUAGCAAUGAUGGAGAACGGAUACGUGUGCCUUCUCGGCAAGUUCCACAACGUUCUUUACGUGGCGGCCAAGCUCUGCUUCGAUUGGAACCUAGACAACAACGAGAUCGUGUCCCGCUUGCUCAACGACAUCUUCUACUGCGAGAAAACGUUCGAGCGCAUCCUGGUGGGUGCAAUUUUCGGCACCCGUGUCACUCACUUCCUGUCCGGGUGGAAGAGCGACUUCGAGGACCGCGAGGAGAACCUUCGCGCCCUCAUGUACUUCUUGCGCCACGCCACCCUAGGCAAAUUGGAGUACCGUUGCGCCUGUUCCCCCGUCAAACAAAGAUUCAUCGACGUUCCCAUGGAAUCUUACGGCCAGGUGUCGCCUUUCAGAGUGGCCAUCCAACACGGCUCGCCGGACAUCCUUUUGAUCAUGCUCCGUUACGGCGCCUCGGUCGAAUGCGACAAACUCGCCCCUAGCCCCCUCGAGAUACUGCUGACCAAGCUGAGCGAGUACGACGCCCAGCCGGGCCAGGAGAGGAUCGCGUACCCGGAACAUUUGCUCCUCUGCCUGAGAUUGGUGCUGAGAACCGUGACGACCGGUUUCGUGAAGACGCCUGAAUACAUUGCCGAGCAGAGCGGCGUGCUCACCGUUUCCGUUUACGAACAGUAUCCGACUUUGGUCGAGCAGAAGCUGGUGCCGCCCGAGAGGAGCGGCCUUUGCCCCCCUGAAUUGAGACAUCUUUGCCGGUGCCGGAUCAGGGAGGCCCUGUUCGAGAACUGGGCGUUGCCGCACGGGAUACAGCAACUUCAGAUACCCGAGUCGUUGAGGAGUUAUUUGGAUCUGCUUCGAGAUUGAGAUUCAGAAAUUUUCAGGGAUUUGAAUUAUCGAAUCGAGCUCGCCUAUUCUUUUCGCCGGAGAAAGGAUAUUUUUUCACCGAGGUGAAAGUUUGGGAGGAAUAUUGGCGGUGUAGGAGAAUCAUGGAACCACGUGAAAUAUACGUAUUGUGGAAUUGGAGGCCUUAAAUGAAUAUUGUAUAUAUACUUAACGAUUCGAAUAUCGAGGAAAUUGAUUAGAUGUUUGUGAAAUUUGUGGCUCGUGUUUUUAUUAUGUUUCGGAUCGAUGAAUGUAUUUGUACGUGUAUAAAUAUUUCGUUUAAGAUAAAUAUUGUGUGAUACGUGAUAGAAAUUAUUUAUAUAUAUAUCUAUGUAUAUGCUAUUAUUAUAAUGCGUGAUUUAUUAGAUCUUCCUUUUUCAUCUCUUUCAAGUAAUAUUAAUUUUAUUAAUGUAACGUGAAAUUUUAUUAAAUCAGGAUCCUUUUUUAAGAAGGAAACUUUCUUCAAGUUCUUCAAGAACGAAAAUUUAAUCACAGCGUAAGAAUUUAAGAAAUAAAUUUACUUGGAGAAAGAAAAUAAUAGAUAUAAUCAUAGACAGUUUCCAUGAAUACGUUUAAAGUUUGAAGAUAAAAUCAAACGAAGUGUAUGUAGCCUAAAUGUAUGCUAAAACGUAAAGUUGUUUAUAACUUUGAACGCAAUUUCUUUUAGAUAACGUUUGAACUGUUGCGUAUCAGUUAUCAACUUGUUGAUCGAACUAGUUCUAUAUAAUAGAGUGAUCGUAUAAAUUUCGAUACUGGUGAAUCGAGUUUUCCACGUAAUAUUUUACACGUGAUAUUUUAUACUGGACCUAUGAUAGAACAUACAUAUAUACAUACGUUCAUGAUAGCGCAGAGCGUUCAAUCAUUCAAACGAUCGAAUUGUACCAAUAUGGACGGAAAUAGAAAUAAUGUAAAUGUAAAUUGAAAAAUGUUUUUAUCGAAUUGAAAGUUAUAUAGGAAUAAUAUUUUACAUUUCCUUUAUUUUGAAUAUUGUUAAGGGACGUUUUUUUUAUUAUUAGUUUUACGAUUAUAUAAUUCAAUACCUUUGUGCUAUUCAUUAGAGAAUAUGUAUCAUUUUUAACAAUUGUAAUUUUGAUUAGAUUGUAUUUUUGCUGAAUGUUGAUUUCAAAUGGAUAUUUUAUUACAUGAAACUUGUACAUUUAUUUUUAAAUUAUAUCAUUUUUUAGUUUUCUGUGCAGUAUUUAACGAUUGUAAAUACUGUUAAAUCGUUUCAAAGAUUCGUUGCGCUUUUGACCUACGAUAUUAAGUUCCGUUCAGUAUUUCAUGGUAUUGGGAAAGGAUUAUCUGUUACGAAUGUUGCCAAAGAAAUGAAAUGCUGGAUUCAAACAAAUAUCUGGAAACAGUUAAAUAUAAGUAAUUCAAGAGAAGAAUUUAGGCCAGCUCAAUAAAUAGCCAGAAAAAUAAAUUCUUCAAUGAGACGUUAAGCACGAAUCGAUAGAACAGAAACAAAAAAUCGGAUCCUAGCUGAAAUAUUUCCCUCCAUUUGUAUUGAUUUCAUAAAAUCGUAGAUAGAUUCAUCCAUCAUUCAUUCCGAUUUUUGCAAAAAUUUCCUUUAAUGUCAAGGAAGAAAACGUAUUAAGAUUGAACAAAUUACAUGAUAUAAAUCAUCGAACCAUUAAAAAGCAUUAAAAACAUUUCGACGAAACGAAGGUAGCCAAUAUAAGAGAAAAAGCAAUCGAAAGAAAUUGUGUAUCGAUUGUACAUAAUAUCUACUUUAAAUUCUAAUGGAAGAUACGUAGAACUGCUUUACGCUUUUCUUAAAUUCUUCGACAAACUUUCGAAUCUAACAUCAUUCACAAAUUCGUUGAACAAACCGAAUUAUUCAUCCAUUCCAAUUUUUAACUUAUUCCAAUGUUAUUAUUUAUUUUGAUAAAAAUAAAUAGGCGAAGAAACAACGAAAUCCAACAAGUGAAAUUCAUUCAAUACAUACUUCGCGCGCGUUCGAAAACACGAAAACAAUUUUAACGUCAAUCAAAUAAGAUAAACGUUUUCACCCGGAUUUAAUAGCCGCCGUAAUUUAAACACACGAGACACAGAGAUUUAAAACGUUAGGAAAGUUAGGUUCAAUAGGUCGCGAAUAAUUACGUACAAUGUAAUAUCCCGAGGUUAAAAGCGAUGGAGAAUCGAAGAGAAUCCUAUCCGAACUACGGGAAACUGUGCCCGUUCGCCACUUUUAUUUCUAUCACGCGACCGUCAUAUCAUAAAGAAGAACCGCCGUUUAUGAAUUUUGAACUUCGUUCCGGGUAUAAAUAUGAGCGGCGAGUGUUGUGCUUAUGUGGUGGUUAAGUUUGGUUUACCGGUGGAUUAAAUUUUUCAUAAGGAGCUUAUCUGUGUUAAGUGUUAUGCCAUCGGAGUUUACGAUCGUUAUAAAAUAUUGCGGCGAAGUUUGAGCGGAAUGUUUUAGCCGGGAUUAAAGCGUUUCGAGGUGAAAAUAAAUCAUUCGGCUUAAGUUUCGUUGGAUUAGCAAUAAAAUUUAGCAAUAAAAUUGAUGACCGAUGAUUUAUAGUA
Molecule: messenger RNA, 3713 nt
Organism: Apis laboriosa (Himalayan honeybee)
Lineage: Eukaryota; Metazoa; Arthropoda; Insecta; Hymenoptera; Apidae
Gene: stops
Exons: 3
Coding region: 306-1169 (287 amino acids)
Biological process (GO): intracellular signal transduction
Source: RefSeq, a predicted model, not a curated record